Linum trigynum is the source of this 896-nucleotide messenger RNA. The record is from the annotation of a GenBank genome assembly. Lineage: Eukaryota; Viridiplantae; Streptophyta; Magnoliopsida; Malpighiales; Linaceae.
AACGUUCCAUAUACAAUAUUUUACUACCGAUACAUCACCAUAAAUUAAAUGAAAUCGACAAUCAAGAUAAAAAAACACAUAUUUUUUAGAUCGUAUUUUCGGCCCAGCGAAACAAAACUGAGUCCAUGCCCAAAGGCCCGACAUGUCCGUUGUCUUCAUUUUUGGCCCAUCAGUGGACAAACCAAUGAGGCUUCUGAAUUUUGAUCCGAAAGACCAACGGAAAGGGAUUAGGGGGCAUUUUUUUUUUUUUGACUAGGCAGUUUCUUCCCCAAGCUGCAAAAUUCGUCUGCCUGCCAACAAAAACCUUCCGUAAAACCCUAGCUCUCUUCCACCAUUGCCAAUACUCAAGAGACCAUUCGAUCGGCUAGCGGCAAACCAGUGGUAGAUAGUUUCUCUGAGGCGGGAUUAACAUGGGGUUGACUAAUUUCAUCCUCACUAUCGCCGGCGUCAGCGCGGUGGUUCUCCUGCUGAGGAGCGACGUCAAGCAGUCCGCCGUCAUUCUCCGCCGCAACGUCAAGCACAUCCGCACCUGGCUCGAAGAAGAAUCAGCCGCCGCUUCCAAGACUGAGAAGGCAACACCAAAGGAAGUAGAAACAAAGGUUCCUCAUAAAGAAACUCCCAAGGAAGAGAAGAAGUAAGCAACGGUGAGUUGCAACUGCAAGAAGGAAGCUUGCGAUGUCUAGUUAGCCCUCCCAGGAUUCUAGUUAAGCCACUGUUAAAUAGUUCUUAUUCCAAGUUUUAUCGAUUAAUUGAGAUAGCGUAUAUUAAAUUCGUCAAAUUUUGGUCUCAUUUUUGCCUUGUAAUGCUCACUCAUUAGGUUAUGUUCAUGUUGAUGCUCCAGCCAGAAAAUAAUUAAUUAUACUUUGUUGUUUGGUUAAUAAAUAAAAGUUUUGAUG